AUGUAUGUAGAUGAUGCGUUUGUAGGCGCUGACAAUGAGUCUGAGGCCAUUGAGAUUCGGAAUCAGCUGAUCAAGCUUCUGUCAUCAGCAUGUAUAGAGUUGGGUAAAUGGGCGUCAAACAGUUCGGCUAUCGUGGAGGAUAUCCAGGCGGAAAAGCAGAAAGAGUUCGCUGUCGAAUGGGAUGAGGCUAUUUCUGCAUUGGGCCUGAAAUGGACGCCUUCAGGCGACUCGUUUCGUUUCGAGGUUAAGGUUCCAGUUGCUCCUAAAAUUGUGUCAAAGAGAUCGAUUCUAUCACAGAUUUCGAAGUUGUUUGAUCUACUUGGUUGGCUAUCACCUGUAAUAGUCAGGGCCAAACUCAUGUUACAGGAUUUGUGGAUUAACGGUGUUGAUUGGGAUUCUCCUCUCACGGGGGAACUUCUAGAGCAGUGGCAAACGUUGAGGUCUGAUCUUCCUGACUUGGCUCAAUUGCGAAUUCCUCGUUGGUUUGGCUCUUCCUCACAAACAUCAUGGGAGGUGCAUAGAUUUUCUGACGCAUCGCAGAGGGCUUUCGUCGCUGCAGCGUAUAUGGUAAUAUCAGGGCAGAAAUCGGCGUUGAUUAUGUCCAAGACGAAAGUAGCUCCUAUUAAGACGGAGAGUUUGCCUCGAUUGGAGUUGUGUGGCUCGGUGGCGUUAGUUAGAUUGUUGAAGCACCUUUUAGAUGGACUUUUAUUGAAGCCUGUAUCAGUGCACUGCUGGACAGACUCCAAGGUAGUUUUAGAUGCGUUGAAGGGCCACCCAUCGAGAUGGCAGACUUUCGUGGCAAACAGAGUGAGUGAGGUGAUCACUACUCUGCCUGGGGUGCAAUGGCGUCAUGUUAAGUCCGAAGACAAUCCAGCCGCUUGCGCAACUCGAGGGUUUUCGUCGGAGCAGCUUCAGCAGUCUUCCCUGUGGUGGGAGGGACCUGAAUGGAUCAGGAAUGAUUGGAGGAAGGUAAUUGAUAGAUUUCCCGUGGAUGUUUCGCUAGAUGUAGUAAAUGCACAGGUUGCUGUUGAAAAGAAGGUUGACGAGAAUCAAGAAUCACAAUCGCUGUCUUAUUUGGAGAAGUUUUCGAGUUUUCCAAAGAUGUUGCGGAUUUUGGCUUGUGCUUACAGAUGGCGUUCGAAUGCGGUCAAGCCCAGAGGAAAUCGCUGCACUGGUCAUUUUACUGCUGAGGAGAUGGAGGCUGCUCGAGUCGGUCUGAUUCGUUAUGUGCAAAGUCAGCACUACGAGGAGGAAUUGCGGCGUCUCAGAAGGUUUUUCUCCGAGUUGGAGGCCGAUUACAGCAUUCGUUUCUGCAGUACGAUGAGAAGCACUCGAUUAUUCUGCCAGCGUCCAGUAUCAUAG
This is a messenger RNA of Nasonia vitripennis (jewel wasp), 1362 nucleotides long. RefSeq lists its product as uncharacterized. The record is from RefSeq and is a predicted model, not a curated record. Lineage: Eukaryota; Metazoa; Arthropoda; Insecta; Hymenoptera; Pteromalidae. The coding region runs from base 1 to 1362 and encodes 453 amino acids. The transcript has 2 exons.